Helianthus annuus (common sunflower) is the source of this 1452-nucleotide messenger RNA. Its product is annotated as long chain acyl-CoA synthetase 6, peroxisomal. The record is from RefSeq and is a predicted model, not a curated record. The coding region runs from base 233 to 760 and encodes 175 amino acids. NCBI's taxonomy places the organism in Eukaryota, Viridiplantae, Streptophyta, Magnoliopsida, Asterales, Asteraceae. Gene Ontology annotation, molecular function: long-chain fatty acid-CoA ligase activity. Gene Ontology annotation, cellular component: endoplasmic reticulum; membrane. The transcript is spliced from 10 exons.
CCCUAACUACACUCUCUCCCUCUUCUCUAUAACCCAAACUACAGCCGCCUUCACCAAUCUUCCUAUCAUCAUCAAGGGUUUUAGUUUCUCAAAUCAUCCAAAUCUCCGAUUCAAGUCUCAGAUUCUGGUUAUUAUCAUCGAGAUUCACCCGAUUAGCAAUGGAAGUUCGUUACCUGGUGUCAGGGAUUUUCUUAAAGUGUGCUUUGGUUGUCCUGUAUCUGAGGGGUAUGGAAUGACCGAGAAUUCUUGUGUUAUAACGUUUAUGAAUGUCAACGAUGUCACCUCGGGUCACGUGGGCGCUCCUAAUGCUGUUUGUGAAGUAAAGCUUGUAGAUGUUCCGAAAAUGAACUGUACAUCCUAUGAUCAACCAUAUCCUCGUGGAAAGAUCUGUGUGAGAGGACCGAUUGUCUUUCAAGGCUACUACAAAGAUGAAGUGCAAACGAGAGAAGUAAUCGAUGAAGAAGUAUGGCUUCAUACCGGAGACAUAGGAUUAUGGUCACCUGGAGGCCGCUUAAAGAUCAUUGACCGGAAAAAGAACAUUUUCAAAUUGGCACAAGGAGAGUACAUAGCUCCUGAGAAAAUCAAGAGCGUAUAUGCGAAGUGCAACUUUGUGGCACAAUGCUUUGUUUAUGGUGACAGCUUCAAUUCUUCUUUAGUUGCUAUUGUCUGUGUGGACCCUGAUAAAGGAAGUAAUUGGCUUUGGUUGCUUCUUGCUUCAAAAGAAUUGGUGGAACUUUACUUUAGAAUUGAUAUUGGGUAAGAGACCCUGUAUCUGUUGAUGAAUGGACUUAGACCAAGACGCUCAUGAAUGUGUUGCGGGGCACGGUGAUUGCUGAGGCUAAGUAUCUGUUAAUAUGAGCGAACUCAAUUUACUAAAGAAAGGAUUUUGGUAACUCGAAUGAUAUGCAUCUUCAAAGGGACUCGACUAUCUUUAAAUUGUAUAUCCACUAUAUCACUAAUUUAUGUAACAUGAGACUUUGUAUUUUAUUUUAUUUAUACACAUUAUAUUUAUCUUAAUAGUUUUCUUCAACCCGGGUUGCCACCCGGGUGAUAACCUAGUUAUAAUAUAUUCAGUUUAAAUGUUUUUUAUUUUGGCUAUUUAUUUUGUUUCCUCUUAUAUAUUCUAACCGUUGUUUCUGUAUUUCAUUUUGAGGUUUGUUCGAUUGGGCUUGGUGUUCUUUGCUGGGCUGCUUGUGCUUGUGGGCUUAUAGGUCUUGUGCUAUUUAAGGAGGGAUCUGCCUCGGGAUGAUGUGCACCGCCUCUCACUUCUCCUUCUCGAAUACUUUUGAGCUCCUGCCUUCUUUCCCUCACACGUUCAUUCAUGAGGCUGUUUGAUUAUUCUUUGUUAACCUUUGGUUGUUUGUGUUCACCAGUCAAUCUGUGAUGACUGGUUGAUUUUCCUUGUACUGAUUUGAUAAAGAAGUUGAAUAAAUUUGUUCUUCAUUUUGUUUG